Messenger RNA from Ixodes scapularis (black-legged tick), 3017 nucleotides. RefSeq names its product histone acetyltransferase KAT8 (gene mof). Gene Ontology annotation, molecular function: histone acetyltransferase activity. The transcript is spliced from 9 exons. The record is from RefSeq and is a predicted model, not a curated record. Bases 261 to 1619 code for a protein of 452 amino acids. NCBI's taxonomy places the organism in Eukaryota, Metazoa, Arthropoda, Arachnida, Ixodida, Ixodidae. Gene Ontology annotation, biological process: regulation of DNA-templated transcription.
CCCGCGCGCACUCAAAAUGAGAGAGGGAACGCAGGCCUGUACCUUCCACUGCAUUGCCAAGAAAAGUUGUCGCGGAGUAUAGCGUUUAUUAUAAUAACUCUAUGGUUGACUCCAGGCCUCACGGAGCUCCAAAUUUGUAACAAAAUACGAGCGUUUACUUCUCUCGCUAUCAAAAAACCGUGCAAGAACCCCAAACCAAAAAAGAAGCAUAGUUUGAAGGCUAAUCUCGAUCCAAAGCAAUCCAAAGUCGACUUGUUAAAAUGGCGGAAGACAGUCGUUCCUCGGAUGCUCCAACGAAAGAUGACAUGUCCUUCCAGUCGGAGGGAAACAACAACGCAACCAAAUCUUACAGUUCAUCGGAAAGAAGCAGAAAUCGAGAAAAUUCUGACUCGAUGAUGGAGGGAGCGCUAGAAAUUGGAGAACACUACAUGGUCCGCCGCUGCGACGAAACUUGGCACCCCGCGGAAAUUAUUCAAGUUCGGCCCUGCGACCAAGAUGUCGGAAAAUGGGAGUACUACGUUCACUACGAGGGCUACAACCGUCGCCUGGACGAGUGGGUGGACAGAGACCGCUUCAACCUGUCUUCGUCGCAAAAGGAGGAAAUGAAGAACCCGAUGACGCAGGGUGACUGCAUCGAGCAGUCCGACAGGAAGAUCACCAGAAACCAGAAGAGGCGCCACGACGAGAUCAACCAUAUCCAGAAGACGUACGCUGAAAUGGACCCCACAACAGCAGCAUUGGAGAAGGAGCACGAAGCUAUAACAAAGGUGAAGUACGUCGACCGGAUCCAGUUCGGCAAGUACGAGAUCGACGCCUGGUACUUCUCCCCGUUUCCGGAGGAGUAUGGCAAGGUACCCAAACUUUGGAUGUGCGAGUACUGCCUCAAGUAUAUGAAACUCGAGAAGACCUACCGCUACCACAUGAGCGAGUGCACAUGGAGACAGCCUCCUGGGAAGGAGAUCUACAGGAGAGGGACCGUCUCGCUUUGGGAGGUUGAUGGCCGGGAACACAAGAUCUACUGCCAGAACCUGUGCCUGCUGGCCAAGCUGUUCCUGGACCACAAGACGCUGUACUUCGACGUGGAGCCCUUCCUGCUGUAUGUGCUGUGUGAGGUGGACAAGCAGGGCUCCCACCUGGUGGGCUAUUUCUCCAAAGAGAAGGACUCCCCAGAUGGGAACAACGUCGCCUGCAUCCUCACCCUGCCCCCAUACCAGCGCAAGGGCUACGGCAAGUUCCUCAUCGCCUUCAGCUACGAACUGUCCAAGAUGGAAGGCACAGUGGGCUCUCCUGAAAAGCCACUCUCCGACUUGGGCAAGCUGAGCUAUCGGAGCUACUGGUCCUGGGUGCUGCUGGAAAUCCUCAGGGACUUCAGGGGCACGCUCUCCAUCAAGGAUCUCAGCCAGAUGACAAGCAUCACGCAGAACGACAUAGUGACAACGCUGCAGAGCCUUAACAUGGUCAAGUACUGGAAGGGGCAGCACGUCAUCUGCGUGACCCCCAAACUGGUCGAAGAGCACUUGCGGAGCGCCCAGUACAAGAAGCCCCGCCUCUCAGUGGACAUCUCCUGCCUCCGCUGGACCCCGCCCAAGAAGCGGCCCAAGCCGGGCAAGAAGCUCUAAAAAGCAUGCUUUGCAAGACUAUUCUCAUUGGGCUCCUCUGUUGUCUGUCUACUGCGGUUGCGGCGAAGGAUUCUUGAGAUGGCCGCCCAACUAGACUCGCUACGAUACAAAAGUUUUUAGCGACGUGGAGGUGUUUGGCAUGGUGCAUUUAAGAAGCCACUUUUCAACGUUUACUGCUUGGCCUUAUAGUGUGGUACAGUUGUGGACAACGUAAGCUGAAAUGACCGAAAGAUAUUGGCGACGCUGCCUUGACGCGAGAAGCUAAACUAGUAACAAGAGAGAGGACGGGGACGGUGGUGCAGUGGUCACGGCUAUCUUACUCGGCCCGUUCCUCUUCCAUGUUACAGGUGUGCUAUGGUGCGACUCGUCUCUACUCUUUGCUACUGCCUACCGCCACGCUUGUUGUCGUCUGUGCCGGCAAAAUCAUAUUCCAAUGCCCGAAGGGGCAAAAACGAAGACUCAUACAAUAGGGCGCACUAGUGGCACGUGGGCAACAAAAGCACACAGAUCUCGUGCGUGACCGGGCCUAGCCGGAUAACAUAUGCCACUGCAAUCUCGACUGCAUGCUUUCUCUCGAUUGCCAAUUCAACUCCUUGCGUUGGGGCGGCACCACUGGUAUCUUUUGGUCGUUGCUUGGUCACUUCGACUUAUUUUGCCCACGACCGUACAUGCAGCAUUCUAGUUUUGCAGAACCGUGUACAACACGGGAGAGAUUUGCAGGUGCAAGUUGGGUCUCAUUCUGAUUAAUAUGAACCGUUUUGAAAGGCUGUUUGAACUGCAUGACUGGGAAUGUGUCAAGUGCUGAUGAAUAGACACUAAAGCAGGAAUGGAUCAAGAAAAAUGGGCACAGUAGGCCAGCACAUUAGAGGGAAUGUUGAAUCUUCCUUUGGAAAUGAUUUUCCCACGUGUUUUUCGUGCCACUCUUCCAAUGUGAAUUUCAAUCCCAAUAUUGCCGAGAAGAGUCUGUUUCGAAAAGAUAUACACAUUAUACUUCAGAAAUUUUAUCCCAGAUAUUGUUCUACUUUCGUCAACAAAUAGUAUUUUGUUUGCAACAUGCCAAAAGUAGGAACUCUUCCACCUGUUGUAACGGAUGCCUAUCAAAAUGUGCUCCAGAUUCAAUUUAACCUUAGGGUAGUUCCAUUACAAGAAAUCGGGAUUCCAACAUUUCUGUCCAACCAAAGCGAUGCAAAUCUUGUUUUGCCCCCUCCUAUCAUGUUAAGCCCAUUUCCAAAACUGCUUUAUAUGGUAUUAGGCUUUCCCAGUGUUCCUAACUGAAGUUUUGUGUUUGCAUUGUGUAAUAGCAUCGUCAUCGAUGGCACCACAAGUAUUUGUGGAACCACGCAGUUGUAUAUAGUCACAUAAAGUAUCUUCGGAAUAAAAUGUAGUACUGCCGCGUUA